Besnoitia besnoiti is the source of this 1575-nucleotide messenger RNA. RefSeq lists its product as uncharacterized. The coding region runs from base 1 to 1575 and encodes 524 amino acids. The transcript is spliced from 9 exons. Gene Ontology annotation, cellular component: GID complex; nucleus; cytoplasm. Lineage: Eukaryota; Apicomplexa; Conoidasida; Eucoccidiorida; Sarcocystidae. The record is from RefSeq and is a predicted model, not a curated record. Gene Ontology annotation, biological process: proteasome-mediated ubiquitin-dependent protein catabolic process. Gene Ontology annotation, molecular function: ubiquitin protein ligase activity; protein binding.
AUGGCGUCUCCGUUCUCGGCCGCGUCUUCGCCGACCUCUCGUCGCGGCGACCGCCGCGAGACGUCCUUUUCGUCUGCGUUCGAGGCUUCUCCGCGUCCCGCUCUGAACUUUGCGCUCUCCGCCAGCGCGCUGUACGCAGCCUCGUCGCUCCGCGCGCGCUCGCUUCUGCCUCUCACCGCUUCUUCAGCCGGCGAGGGCGAAGCGGAGAGCUCGGCGCUCAGCGCGCGGGGCGAGGGCGACGGGCGAGAAGAGCACGGCGGCCGGCGAGGGCGCCGCGGCCGCAGCAGGCCGCCCGACGAGAGCGAAGACGCCCGCAGAGGCGGCGCCGAACGAGGCCGAGAGGCGCCGGACCCGCCUCCGUCUCUCCCUACAGAGGCCCCCGCCGCGCUGGCGCAGGCGCCGCUGCACAGCGUCGACCGCGCGUUCCUGCGCGUCCCUCUCGAGUGCGCCUUGCGCACGCUCAAGGCGAACUCGCGAAGUCUCUACAGAGACAUGGGCGUCGUGCUCGCGUACGUUCUGAAGGGCAAAAUGGCGAAGCAACUCACCACCGAGUCGCCAACGCUCGAGGACAAAAUGAAGAAGCUCGACCUGCUCAUCGAAAAACUGCGAAAAAUUCGAGACAAGGCACAGCGCGGCAGCGAGGAGUCCCGAGCCUUCUUGCUGCGCUGUCAGAUGCGCGUGCGACGCUUGGCUGAGGAGCCGGACAUCCAGCAAGUGCAUGCAAAGCCGGAUUUUUCAUUUUCGCAUUACGGAGACCGCGUCGCGUGGGUUAUCCACGAGUAUCUCGCGCGGUCUGGCAUGACAGACACAGCGGCACUCCUGAAGCAAAAGCUCGGAUUAGAGUUGUUUGCCGACGCGGAAGUCCACGAGGAGGUGCUCGAUGUGCUGAGCGGGCUGCUGCGGCAGUCGACUGCAGAGGCGCUCGCAUGGGUCAACGAACACCGCGCAAAGCUGAAAAAACUCGGAUCCCUCUUUGAGUCAGAGCUGCACGUCCAGCAUGUGCUGGAGCUGCUGAAGAAAAAAGACGCAAAGACAGCCGUCGCGUACCUCAAAGCAAACGUUGGACCUGACGACCUCAGUCGCUGCGCAGAUAUCCGCAAGGUCGUUACGCUGACCGCGCUGCUCGAAGAUCCUCCGCCUCAAUACGCGGCCCUCUUUGGGAUAGAGCGUUGGCACCGCCUCGCGUGUCUCUUUUUGCACACGAGCGCGCAGGUGUAUGGCUUUUCUGUGAAGCCGACUUUGGUUGCCCUUCUCCAAGCAGGCUUCUCAGCUCUCAAGUCUUCGGUGUGCGAGGAGCAGAAGUCGGCGAGCUGCCCCGCGUGUCUGCCGGAGUGGACCGACUACGUACAGAAGGUUCUGACGCCGCACCGCGUCCAGAGCUUCCUCAUCUGUCCUAUCAGCGGAGAAGUUAUGGAUGCCGAUAACCCUCCGCUUGCUAGCCCCGACGGGCACGUGUACUCGACCACAGCCAUUCGCGCGCUCGCCGCUGCAGCGCCCGACGGCAAGACCGUCAUCUGUCCCAAGACAAAACAAGCCUACCCCUUGGAACGAUUUAGUCGAAUAUACGUCACCUAG